AGUCAUCUUCUUGAAAAAUAGAUUAAUAAAAAAGAAGUGGAAAAAUGGCUGCUCUAAGGCAUAUUUCCCGAAAACUUUACAAUUUGAGUUUUAAACCAGACAGUUACUCAAAAACUAGAACAUGUGCUGCCUGUUUCCGUUUGCUAAAUUAUUCGGCAAUCGAAUAUUCCGAAGAACAGAACCCUGCCCCUUUAUUCUUCGACAAGCAAGUACAGCAUCUGCUUCGUUCGCUGACCAGAGUUGAUUUGGCCAAAGUAAAUAGAAGAAGGAAAGUGGGGGACACAAAAAUAUCUGAACCAGAAUACAAAUUUAUGACUGAUGAACAACUCCAACAAGCAAUCCAGGAAGCCGAAAAAACAACUGAAGAAUUACUUCAAAUACCUCCAGUAGUUGCAGUCCGUAUACCAAAAAAUAAGGUACUCUCGAGAGAUCCUGCCUUGCAAGGAUUGGACGAGAGCAAAAUGGUUUUCACUGACAUUACAUUUGGCGUGAAAGAUUCAGAUAGAUUGAUCGUUGUUCGCGAGCCAGACGGUACACUCAGAGAAGCAGAGUGGGAGAUGAGAAACAGAAUAAAUCAAAUAUACUUUCCAAAAAAGGAGAGAUCUCUUAAACCCGCGAAGAUGUUUUUUGGGAAAUAUCUCGAAAGCUUGUUGGACCGCAAAGAGUACGAGUUCAUUUUAGACAGAGCAUGCAUAGAGUUCGAACCGAAUGAGCCUAAUUAUCAGCAAGUGGUUUCAAUAACUUACCAACAUGCUAAUGAUAAUAAUGGUUUUGAACUGCUCAGAUCUACAAGGCACUUUGGAGCAAUGACGUUUUUUCUAGUUUGGAAUAAGAAUAUUGACAACCUCUUGCUGGAACUGAUUGAGACAAUCCAUCUUAAUGAGGCAAAGGAAUUGUUGAAGCUGUUCUCAAAGAUUCAUAAUGUUAAUUUUGAUUCCGACACUGAAAUAGAAAUGAUUGAGGAGUAUAUAAAAAAAUAUUCCACAAAGAAGGCCACACUUGAGUUAGCUAUGCAGGCUUAUAAAGAUUUGGAGAAGCAGCGAAAUGAAGUACAAAGUGCUGCCCAUGGUUCUAAUUAGUAAAUUUAGAAUUUGUUUACAUUAAAUUAUUCUUAAUUUCCUAA
Messenger RNA from Leptinotarsa decemlineata (Colorado potato beetle), 1123 nucleotides. It is a transcript of the gene mRpS22, whose product is annotated as mitochondrial ribosomal protein S22. Gene Ontology annotation, cellular component: mitochondrial small ribosomal subunit. Lineage: Eukaryota; Metazoa; Arthropoda; Insecta; Coleoptera; Chrysomelidae. Gene Ontology annotation, molecular function: structural constituent of ribosome. The record is from RefSeq and is a predicted model, not a curated record.